AUGCAACAAUUUAUUAAAGAAAUUUUUCAAGCACUUGGAUGUUUUGAUUUUGCAGCAGCAAAUAAAUUUUUAAAUAGAAGUCCAAAAUCAAACUUUAAUGUAGUUCCUAUAUUUACAAUCCUUAUAAAGUGCGAACAGUCUUAUACUUCGUUAGAGUAUUUAAAGACCAAGCUCUUUAGAAAAGAAGACUAUUUAAAUACAUUAUACACAGAAGCUAUAAAUUUAGUAAAAAAUCUAAGUAAGUUACCACCUCCCACAAGUGUUAAUAAUGGAGAUCAGUUAGAUGUAGAAUUACUUGUUGAUCUUUGCAAUACUUUACAGGACUUUAUACAAACCCGACAAUCCCAAAUUAAAAUAUCCAUUAUAACACAUUUCUCGAAUAUCAAUGCCGAGGAAAUUGUUAGAGAAAUUGAACGUGUUAGAAACAAAACUGAAGAACAUAGAUUAAGUGAAAAAUUAGGACCAUUAGGUGUAGGAGUAGAAAAUGAAUUGACGAUUUUGAAAUAUCUUUUUGUGGCACGUAAGGCGAUAGUGACAUUUAAUUUUAAAAAUUCAACGGUUUUUCUUUACACAGCAAGAUCAAAACUUUCUUCUUGGAAAGAGGUCUGUUCACAACAAGUAUACCCUGAGAAAUCAAGCAAUCGAAAUGAAGAAUCUACGAGCGCAUUCUCUGCUUUUCAAAGUUUUUUUUCUUCGAAUUCUGAUAAACAGUUAAAAAAUGUUAAACGUGGCAAUAUUUCACCAAACAAUAUGCAAUGGCUUGGAAAGUUUUUAUCUAAUCUUACAGCAAGGAUGACAUUGUAUUUUAUGAAUGUACUUUUAGAAAAAGAGACAGUUUUAGGAGGAGAUCUCAAAUCAUUAUGGAAAAAAAUUGAAGUGGAUCAUCAUGAUGCCAUACGAAAUUUUCGGAGAAAGUUCGGAACUUCAUCUAGCAUUGCGUUGAUUUAUGAAGUGAGCAAUGACGUACCAUUUUAUCCACUAGGAUAUGUUUGCGAUGGGGUACAAUAUGAAAAACCAACAGGGUUAAAGUCAUUUCCAUGUAUUUAUUGUUAUCCAAAGGAUCAACCGCCGGAGAAUCACAUGCCUAACAUUAUAUCAAUAAUGCAAGAUAAGGAUCCGAAGAAAAUCACACCAUUCGUUCGAACUGCGCCAAUUCACUUUUUCGAUAAAAAAGUAGGCAGCGCUUAUUACUUUGUUCGUAUUGACGAUUUUGUUAGUUUAGUUGUUAUAUUUUCGGAGAAACAUUCUGUUGCUGAUAGCAGCACGUCGGAAGCUAUUAUGACAUUAGCUAACAGUUUGAGUGGCGUUGAUAUUUUAACUAGUUUACGAGAUUGA
Messenger RNA from Funneliformis caledonium, 1335 nucleotides. The record is from the annotation of a GenBank genome assembly. Lineage: Eukaryota; Fungi; Glomeromycota; Glomeromycetes; Glomerales; Glomeraceae.